This is a messenger RNA of Tarenaya hassleriana, 1330 nucleotides long. Its product is annotated as protein GUCD1-like. The coding region runs from base 323 to 1135 and encodes 270 amino acids. The transcript is spliced from 10 exons. The record is from RefSeq and is a predicted model, not a curated record. NCBI's taxonomy places the organism in Eukaryota, Viridiplantae, Streptophyta, Magnoliopsida, Brassicales, Cleomaceae.
UCCAAAACAACAAAUAAAUUUUCCGGGAAAACGAGAGAAACCAGUCCGAGAAAAUUCUCUCGGCCUUGUUCCUUUCCUCCACCGACAAGCGUCACCUCCCCUCCGGCGGAUCAGACCAUUCUCUCUCUCUCUCUCUCUCUCUCUCUCUCUCUCUCUCUCUCCAUCUCAUCUUUAACAAAGGUGGCUUUGGGAGUCAUUUUCAAUCCAUUUCGUUUGGACGAUUUGCUUGGAGGCAUAUCCAAGAGAAACAGUUGCUGCUUCUGCGGUUCCCGUGACCAGGAUAUGUUGUUAUACUCUGCUGAAUCUUCCCAUUUGGUAAUUGAUGUGGCCUUUAUGUUUUCUGCUUAACAAGCUUCUCAAAGUUGAAGAUGGAGAUCGAGGGCAAUCAGAUGGAGGCCGAGUAAAAUACUGCCAAUGUGAUGACCCCUUGGUGAAUGAUGGGAAAUACCAAGAUGAAGGGUCACCAUCCUCUUCUUACAUAGAAGUGCCACAUAUACACCAGUUAGCUUCAUGGGAUUGUGGUCUUGCUUGCGUUUUGAUGGUUUUGAGAACAGUUGGAAUCACAAACUGCAAUAUUCAGGAUUUGGCCAAGCUGUGCUCCACAAAUAGCAUCUGGACUGUCGAUCUGGCAUAUUUGUUGUGGAGGUUUCAUGUUGAAUUUUCCUAUUUCACGGUGACAUUUGGAGCAAAUCCAAACUACUCCAUAGAGGCAUUUUACAAGGAACAGCUGCCUGCGGAUGUGGUACGAGUUGAUUCGCUAUUCGGGAAAGCACAUGAAGUUGGAAUCAAUAUACAGUGCAGAUCCGUUAGUAUCCAUGAAAUUUCUGGUUUGAUAUUGUCGGGGAAAUUCAUUGCCAUUGCAUUAGUCGAUCAAUACAAGCUAAGCAAGUCUUGGCUGGAGGAAGUUAUUGUCUCUGGCAUUCAUUCCGACAGUUCCAGCUACACUGGUCACUAUGUCGUGAUAUGUGGUUAUGACACUGAUAAAGAUGAGUUCGAGAUCAGAGAUCCCGCAAGUUCUAAGAAACAAGAGAGGAUCUCAGCAAAAUGCCUGGAAAAUGCCCGGAAAUCGUUUGGCACGGAUGAAGAUCUCCUUCUGAUAUCAAUGGAGACCAUCAAGAAACAGAAAGAACACUAAAAAAAUGGUUUUCUCCAUGUUACCAUGGUAGCUUUCCCGCGACGAUGAGCAUGAAGAUCAAAAUAUGAGAAUGUGUUGUCCAUACAUACGUGCAUAUACAUGAACUCGGUGUAGGGUGAAUCAUUGUUCUUGUGCAAAUCCAUUCUCGUUGCAUAUUAUUUAUCAAAACCAGAGAGAGAGAUGUACUUUGUGAUC